GGAUGUUGCAAACUCCACUCACCCCCCAUUAUUUGUUGUUUGGCUAGCUUUGGUUCGUGGAUCGCUCUCGUCUUACUUACUGUUACAUUGCCUCUGCUGCAGACUUAUCCUUCCACUUCGUCGCCAUUUCUGAAUGGUUCUUUCUGUGUAUGUCUUGGCUAAUCAAAUGCAUUUGAGAUAUGAACUCCAAGAAUCGUAGCCCUCCAUCGAUGUGGGGGCUAAUCCAAUUUACCCCCAUCUAGUCAUUGAAGUUAAAAGAUAUUGAGAGUGCAUGUUUGAGACUUUAGCCGAUGCAGAUCUUCAGUUGUAUUAUAUAGUUGCACUGAGUGCCAAACUACAGCAGGAUGGAAUUUCAAGAGAUUUCCGUCUCAGUUAAGAAAUCAAAACAUUUUCCUCUGACUCCUUUUAGAAUUAUAAGGGGUGUGAUAUGUUUAUUAGUUCUACUUUCAACAGCAUUCGUUUUCUUGAUCUAUUUCGUACCUGUGGCAGCUGUUCUCCUGCGCUUCUUCGGCACUCUUUAUAGUAGGAAAGUUGUAUCACUUCUCUUUGGUCUUUGGCUUGGAUUAUGGCCAUUCUUAUUUGAAAAAAUAAAUGAAACCAAUGUGAUUUUUUCUGGUGAUCAUGUCCCGCCAAAAGAACGUGUUCUGCUGAUCGCCAACCAUAGAACUGAGGUCGAUUGGAUGUACCUGUGGAAUCUUGCAUUGAGAAAGGGAUGCUUAGGCCACAUCAAAUAUUUACUUAAGAAAAGUUUGAUGAAAUUGCCAGUCUUUGGCUGGGGAUUUUAUGUGCUAGAAUUCAUCCCAUUGGAGAGAAAAUGGGUAGUCGACGAACAGGUGAUAAGACAAAUGCUUUCGACGUUUACAAAUCCUCAGGAUCCAUUGUGGCUAACCGUUUUUCCUGAAGGAACAGAUUACACUGAGCAGAAAUGCAAAAGAAGCCAAGAGUUUGCGACCAACAAGGGAUUACCUGUUCUAAAGAAUGUUUUGCUUCCCAAGACAAAAGGCUUUUAUGCCUGCUUGGAAAUACUAAGGAGCUCUUUGGAUGCAGUUUAUGAUGUGACUAUUGCAUAUAAAAAUCAAUGCCCAACUUUUUUAGACAAUGCUUUUGGUGUUGAUCCAUCUGAAGUACAUAUUCAUGUUAGACGCAUUCCUUUUGAUAAGAUCCCAGCAUCUGAAAAGGAGGCUUCUGAAUGGUUAGUUGAGACAUUUCAGUUUAAGGAUAAAUUACUCUCUGAUUUCAUUGCAAAUGGUCAUUUCCCUAGUGAAGGUACAGAAAAAGAACUAUCAACAGCAAAAUGCUUGGUUAAUUUAAUAAUAGUAAUGACUCUUACUGGAAUAUUUAUGUUCUUUACAUAUUCAUUCAUCUGGGGAAAAUUUUAUGUAGGUUUCUCUUGUAUAUACCUUGCUUCUGCUGCUUACUUCAAUUUUCGACCAUAUCCUAUUUUUGGUUCUGUAAAUGAAAGGCUGAAAAGAAUUCUUAGAAUGAAAAGUCAGUAGAAAAUGUAAAACAUCUGUUAUAUAUCAGUGAUGCGUAUAGUUAAUUCUUUUUCUUUUA
Molecule: messenger RNA, 1554 nt
Organism: Nicotiana attenuata
Lineage: Eukaryota; Viridiplantae; Streptophyta; Magnoliopsida; Solanales; Solanaceae
Product: probable 1-acyl-sn-glycerol-3-phosphate acyltransferase 4
Exons: 4
Coding region: 345-1496 (383 amino acids)
Cellular component (GO): endomembrane system
Molecular function (GO): acyltransferase activity
Source: RefSeq, a predicted model, not a curated record